AUGGCUGCCACCACUUUCUUCACCACCGACUCCCUCGUCAACUAUGGCCGCUCCGGCUACAACAAGGGCAACUCCGAUGACGAUGAGGAGAACAAGCUCCGCGACUUCGGCCGUUCCGGCUACAACAAGGAUGACAAGGAUGACGAGGAGAACAAGCAGCACUAA
This is a messenger RNA of Chaetomium fimeti, 165 nucleotides long. RefSeq lists its product as uncharacterized. The record is from RefSeq and is a predicted model, not a curated record. The coding region runs from base 1 to 165 and encodes 54 amino acids. NCBI's taxonomy places the organism in Eukaryota, Fungi, Ascomycota, Sordariomycetes, Sordariales, Chaetomiaceae. The transcript is spliced from 3 exons.